AUGGAUUCUUCAGCUAAUAUAGACGAGAUUAAGGAAUUAUCACAUGACAACUUCACCCUGCAGGGACAAUUACAGAAAAUGUUAAACCUUUUGGAAAGAUGUAGAGCACGACUUAAUCGACUGAUGAAUUCGCUUACUGCUGCCCCUCCCAAUAAUUUACCAUGUGAGGAUAAUAGUAAAUCUACAGAUUCAGGAUCUAAUAUACAGCAUUCCGAAGAGAGUCCCAUGAUGCAAAGUAACCUUCCUGAUCCUGUUCUUAGGCGAGAAUCCAAAAGAAUUGCCGUCGAUGGAGUUCCUCAAGUUUCCUUCAUGGAGCUGGAGGAAUUUGAAGCUAUUCCUUAUUAUCUGCGAGGGAGACUGCGUGUUGAAGCAAUUAAUGAUUUUAUUGAGUUGAUCAAUGAUGCUGCAUACUACAAAUACAAGCUCUUGAAACUUCCUAGGCACAAAGUACCUAGGUACAAACUAAACGAUUACAGCGAAUACAAGAGGUUGGAGGCAGAUAGCGAAAAAGACACCAAAUUUAUAUUAGUCGAUGAUAUUGGUGCGAAUCCUCUCGAUAAGCAGACUAAAACUUUUUUGGCCAUGUUGCGCCAUGUGAAACGGAUUAAGGACAUAAGGAAUAGAGGGGUUACUAAAAUUAUUUUGCUUUAA
Messenger RNA from Ctenocephalides felis (cat flea), 651 nucleotides. Its product is annotated as spindle and kinetochore-associated protein 1-like. The transcript has a single exon. Gene Ontology annotation, biological process: mitotic cell cycle; chromosome segregation; regulation of microtubule polymerization or depolymerization. Gene Ontology annotation, molecular function: microtubule binding. Lineage: Eukaryota; Metazoa; Arthropoda; Insecta; Siphonaptera; Pulicidae. Gene Ontology annotation, cellular component: outer kinetochore; spindle microtubule; mitotic spindle. Bases 1 to 651 code for a protein of 216 amino acids. The record is from RefSeq and is a predicted model, not a curated record.